GAACAACUUCCUUUCUUAUUUCUUCGCAACAUGGGUCGCAUGCACAAUCCUGGGUGAGGAUAUCCAAAGUUUUAUUUAGUUUAUGUUAUAUACGAAAUUUUGUUAGCAAAUUGAAAAAUGCUAUGUUCAAUUAAUUUAAAACAUAUUCGCACACCUUCGGCAUUUGAAUGUGUCAUUACUAAUGGUAAGCACUUAGUACAACUUACGACCCAGUUGUGUGGCUCAUCAAAUGCAAAAGGCGACCAUGCUCGAUUUUUUUUGGCUUUGGCUUGUUCCUGAUUAGUCUUAUUUUGAGUAAGCUGCUAGAACAUAAAGUUAUAAGAUGUUUCUGUGAUAAUUUAUCUUUUUUAUAACUUCUUAUCUCAUUAAAACGAUUUAGACCUGAAAUAAUUUGUAGCCUAAACUAAACUGCUUCAAAUUGAGAAAGUUAGGGCCACUUAACAUUUUCUUGUUUUAUUGACCAUAUUUUAUACUUUUCCAAACUUUUAUGGAUUCCAGUUAAAUGCAUUUUUACAAGCACAUUUGACCUUAAACUUAAAUAAGAUAUUUUACAUUUCAGAAAGGGUAUAUCCCAGAGUGCUCUACCAUACAGACGAACUGUACCAGUCGUAAGUAUUUGCUUUAAAUGUAACAUUAUCAUUGUUAUACUAAAAUAGUAUACAUGUACUUUCAAUUCGAGGAUUGUUUUAGUUUUAAAAUGUUUUGCUUAUUGAUGUGCAUUUCACAAAAAAUUGUAAUGUAUUCUAUUUUUUCUUUGUUGGCAGUGGCUUAAACUACCAGCUGAAGAUGUAGAAGAACAGAUAUACAAAUUGGCCAAAAAAGGAUUGACCCCCUCUCAAAUUGGUAAAAAAAAAAUUAUAUUUUUAUGCCUUUUUUUUAAGGUCCAUUUUAAUUUUAGCCCUCAUUUUUAUUUUUCGCGGUGCGGGAGAUACACGUCAUUAUUAUUCCGAACGAAGUGGCUAUUCGGAAGAUCGUCUGUUUCAGAUUUAGCUGCCCACAUUGACUUUAAGGUUAGGCAUAGGGAUCGAUUUCGGGUUAGGCUUUGGGAUAGAUUAACAGUUCGGGUUAGGCUUAGGGAUAGAUUUAGGGUUCGGGUUAGGCAUAGGGAUCGAUUUAAGACGUAAAAGUGCGCGCAUGGAAAUAAACGCGGGCCGCUUUCUCUGAAUUUACCGGAAGAUCUUGUGUGGUAGAGUGGUCGCUUGUCGAUAUAUUUGUGGAUCAAUGCCCAGUUUUUUUUCUCCCAUUUUAAUUAAAAGUAUUUUAUAUUAUAUUUAUAUGUUCAGUAGUUUCAUGAGACGUUUUUAAAUAUAUUGUAUCAAUUUAAACAAUUAAAAUGAAAUCUUUUAUUGGUUGCCUACUCCAUACUGGCCCCUAAUUUAUAUUAUGGAUUACUGGUACACAAACUCAAAUAACAAACUAAACAAUGAUGUUUACAAGUCACUUUCACUUAAGUAUUUUUCUAUUAUUUGCAUUCAAACAAUUGUUUUGAAUCAUUUUCAGUCACAUGACUAGGCUGACGGACAAGAUCUGCCUUUAUUUUUAGUCUGUCUUUCAUCAUUUUGGGGCAAACCAGUUCCCUAAUUUUGGUAUCACCUUUUUAGUACCAGUUUUUACAAUUAAAAUGUAUUCCAGCUGUUAAAAAUUUGACAAUUGAUUUGAAAUUUAAGGUGUCAUCCUGAGGGACUCACAUGGUGUUGCACAAGUCAGAUUUGUCACAGGAAACAAAAUUCUUCGUAUUUUGAAAAAAAAGGGCCUUGCUGCCAGUUUACCAGAGGACCUCUACAGUUUGAUCAAGAAGGCUGUCAACAUCCGUAAACAUUUAGAAAGAAGCAGGAAGGUGUGUGAUUCAGUCUUUUUUCAAAUUAAAAAUUUUUAAAAUUUCUUACAACUUCCUUUACUAAGACUUAUCAAUGUAAUACACUUAUACACCAAAUUUUUUCAUUAUAGAACAUGAUCACCUUUAAGUUUUGUGACUUUCCUAGCUUGUAAAUUUUCACUUGUAUUUUCAUUUGUCAAUGAUGACUAAUAUUUGCUACUCUUGAGAGUCCUGUGCUGAAAAAAUGCCACCAAGUAUUUGGGCUGAGACAAAUGAGCAACACUCUAAAUGAGUUUUAUUUUAAAAUGCGGGUAUAUUAGUGACGUAAUACAUUCUAGCUUACAAAUUGCUGUCUGAUUGAUUUGAUACAUUGUUUUAAACAGUCAUAUGGGACUAAGAUUAACCCACAAACUGUGGCAUUGAUUAUUCUGUAAUUUGGGAGCUUUUCAGGGCUUUUCGGGUGCCUUUAGAAAUAGCUUUAAAUGACAUAGAAAUAUUUAUACAAGAUGAGUAUAUAUUUUUAGAAAGGUAAAUGGAUGGAGAUAAAGUUGGCCAUACUGAAUAUUGCCAAGAAGCAAAUAAAAAUAUUUUUGUUCAGUGUCUUUGACCUGUGCGAAAGGGGAAAAAAUCAACAAAUUGUCUUGCUUUCAAGUGUUCGUAACAUCAUUAAUUUUUAUAAAUUCCUUCAAAUGUAGUAGCUAAUUCAUUUAUUUUUCCGAAAAUGUAUAGUUUUCGAAUGUUUUGAUUAAAAUUAAACCCCUGAAAGAAAUUUUAGUAAUUUUUGUAAGAAACUGGGACCAUAGCUAAAACCAAGUACAACAUACAAAAUCUCAGGCAAGAUAGUUAUUAUGGACUAGUAAAGUUAGUCAAGAUUUAUAUUAGUUCCAGCCAUUUAAGCUUUAAAAAAGCAGCGAUAUAAACUUCCGAUUAAAAAAUACUCUGGGAACAACUUGACCCGGAGGUCGAUUUAAUUGUUAAUAAAAGGAAGUGCCUCUAAUUCUGGUUAAAUAUUGGAUUGGAAGUUGCUAUUGGACCACAUUUUUUAUCUGCCGAUUUUUUUUUGCUGCUUCAGUACAGAACGAGAAUAUUGGCCGACCAGUUAGUGGGUUAAUUAUGGUAUGCUUUUGAAUAAAAGUUGUCAGGUAGUGGAAGACAUCUUAAUUGUAAUAACCCCUCUAAAUUAGUGUCGCAUCUAAAUUCAAAAUUGAGUUGUUCUGUUGGGUUUUUCCAUAUAUAUACAUACACACAGAAUGUUAAGUGGGCAGAUUUGGCAGUUGCAGGGUUGAAUCAGUCCAGGCUGUAUUUGGCUGUCGAUUAUAUUUAGUGUUGUAUCCCUUUGUCAAUGAUGUUUUAUAUUUGCUACUCUUGAAGUAUAUGAUGAAUAACUUACCACCAUUUUUAUGGUCUGAGGCAAGGGAUUUAUAAUGCAAUAUCUCCACAUUUUCAUUUACUGUUCCUUAGGACUACAUGUAUAUAUCAUUUUUUACCUUGGCCAUUUAUUUAUAUAAAUUUUGUACUCUACAGGACAAAGAUGCUAAGUACAGACUUAUUUUGGUGGAAUCUAGGAUUCACAGAUUGGCUCGUUAUUACAAGACAAAGAAAGUCCUCCCCCCGACUUGGAAGUAGUAAGUUAUUUUCUUUGUACCAUUUGUUAAUUUGUUGGAUUGGUUCAUGGCUGGGGAGGGGUUUCCUUAGAAUUUUAGAAUGUUAAUAUGAACUUUUCUUUCCUUUAUUUCAGUGAAUCUUCUACUGCCUCAGCUUUGGUUGCAUAGUGGCCAAGUCUCAUUUGCAUUUUAUUUGCAGUUGACUUAAUAAAUAUGAAAUCAUA
Molecule: messenger RNA, 3644 nt
Organism: Lymnaea stagnalis (great pond snail)
Lineage: Eukaryota; Metazoa; Mollusca; Gastropoda; Lymnaeidae
Source: the annotation of a GenBank genome assembly